Molecule: messenger RNA, 4303 nt
Organism: Monopterus albus (swamp eel)
Lineage: Eukaryota; Metazoa; Chordata; Actinopteri; Synbranchiformes; Synbranchidae
Gene: paqr6
Product: progestin and adipoQ receptor family member VI
Exons: 8
Coding region: 235-1485 (416 amino acids)
Cellular component (GO): membrane
Molecular function (GO): signaling receptor activity
Source: RefSeq, a predicted model, not a curated record
CCAGUGCAGACAUGCUGGAGGUCGGUGCAGAGUAAAGUUGGCUGUGAAACAUGCAACAUGUGAGUGUACAGUUUGACAGCAAACUAAGUUCUACCGCUCCCCAAGACCCAGGCCAAGUUCCUAUGUUUUUAUCUCCAGCUGCUGAGUGAAGAGGGGCUGACCUCAAAGUUAUCGACAACUUUAACCUGAGAGCAGAAAACCGCACUCCUGAACUUCUCAGCCACGCUCUGGAAGAUGAAGCAGAAAGAGUUAACACAGGUGUUUCCCGUGUGGCGGGGGAUUGGGGCCCAUAGUGGCGUCGGAGGUGGGUGGAGCCAAGGCUGGGGACGCUGGUUGCAAUGGGAGCCAGACUAUCCAGGACAAGGGGCCCGGAUCCCGGUAUUUGACUGCCCUAUCUGGUUAGUCCUCUGUCGGGGGCGUGCCAGGCUCAGAGAGGUUUGUCAGAGAGGGAGGGGUGCCUUUAGACUGCCUACAGACAUGCUUAGCAUCAAGCUUCCCCAGCUCUUUGACAGCCACCAGGUCCCAAAGGUGUUCAGGGAGGACAGCAUCAUUUCUGGAUACCGUCACCCACGCAGUUCAGUGCUGGACUGUAUCCUCAGCAGCUUCCAAAUGAACAAUGAGACAAUCAACAUCUGGACCCAUUUCCUGCCAACAUGGUAUUUCCUGUGGCGUUUCUGCAUCCUAUGCUCCACUCUGAAUUUCCUGACUGACAUCUACACCUGGCCCCUCCUGGUGUACAUGGUGGUUAUCUGCAUUUACCCCUUCACUUCUAGCUGUGCACACACCUUCAGCACCAUGUCCCCAGAAUCAUGCCACAUCUGCUAUUUCUUUGACUACGGAGCCCUCAGCCUCUACAGCCUGGGUUGUGCCAUCAGCUAUGGGUACUACGUCAUGCCAGACUGCUGGGUGAACAGCUUGCUCCAUCAACAUUUUGUCCUCAUUGCCGUUGGAAACACACUGCUGUGUACCAGCCUGUCCUGCUAUUCCAGGUUUCUGGAUUUGCAGUUUCCACACAGAAGUAAAGUCCUUAAGACCACAGCGUUUGUCGUUCCAUUUAUAUUUGACACUGUCCCUCUCUUUUACAGGAUCCUUCUGUGCUGCAGAGACAGCUGUGGUGCAAGCGACGCCCUGACCAAUCACUGCUAUCAUCUCCUCUUCGCCUUUCUCACCUGUUUCCUGUUUACUGCCCACCUCCCGGAGAGGCUGGCCCCAGGUCGAUUUGACUACUUUGGCCACAGCCACCAGCUCUUCCAUGUCAGCGCAGUGGUGGGGACCCACUUCCAGAUGGAGGGGGUGAUAGCAGACAUGACUUCACGGAGGGCGUGGCUCAUGGCCCACGGAGCAACACCCUCCUUCCUAGGGACCAUCGGGGCGCUGGCCAUCAGCCUUAUCCUCAACCUGGGCAUCAUCGGGAUUUUCAGCACCCCGCUCAUCUGGAGACCGUGCCCACCACACAAGACGGCGUGUGAGUGCAAGGAGCAGUGAGGGAGUAAUUUCCACUUACAGCCAUAAAAUGGCUGGUUCACUUUCCAAAGGAGAGGUUUGUGCUGUUUGUCUCGGCAAUGUGCGUCUGUGACGACUAGCAGCAGUUCAGUUGUGCUCGUUUAACAAAACAGUUUUAUCACUCAGUGUGUUUGAUACAUUGUGUUCAGUGCUAAACGAAAUUUUAUAACACUGUUGCACAACUGAGGUUCAUGUGUUCACUCAGAAGCUGAGGACCCAGUCUCGUUUGCCGAAGCCCUUUUCUGGUGCUAUGUUAAGCUUGUAUGAGUCUGAAAACAAAUGUCUGUGUAGCUUAUUUUUAAGGUUACUCAGCGUGCAUGCAGAAAGGCUCUGGGUUGAAGGAUGUGCACUGUAGUAACACAACACCUAAGUGCCUUAUAGUAGAUCUCCCUUGACAGUGUUUACAGUAGAUCAGUACAAGUGCCAAGUUUUAAAUCUUGAACUGGAAGCUUUUAUUGUCUUUUUUUGCAGGGAUUAAUGGUGCUAUUUGCAUGUACUAGGCCCAAUGGAUUGAAGUGUUCUUUGUAUUUGAACUACACAGUCAAUAUAGUUCAGUGUGUAAAGUAACACAGAUGAAACUCAUUCAACUUUUCAUAAUAUAAUGCAGGUCUGAUUGCCAGCUCUUAUACAUUUACCUAUUGAAUCCACUCGCUGUGACUGGAACUGAUUUGCAGGCCAGUGUGGUUCUGUUUCUGACUGCCCGCAUUAUUACGAACCCCACAGUCUACCCUCAACAGGAAAAAGAAAUGUUACAGUGCAGCAGCAAUUAAGACAGGUACCAUUUUUAUAACAGUAUGUUUCCAUGGCAGCACUAUAGUGGCCUCAUGCCCCCUGAAGGUCUUCAGCAAUUUUUAUGCUCUGAGCAAAUGGCACCAUUUUCUCUUAUUCUUCCGUCACAUAUCAUAAGAUCUAUUUUAAACAUCCAUCCUGUAUAAUUACACUUAAAAAAAAAGAAAAGUCAGCCGUAAAUUGAAUUGAAGUAUUUGCAUAUUUCCAGACCAGUCAACUUUCCACCACUUGUACUUUUAUAACAGUUUUCAGUGGAAUUAAGAGGAACUAUGUAAGUAUAUUUAGCCAUAGUCUGCGAUUGUAUUAACACGGGGCCGUGUAGUGUUGCAGUAUUUUGGUGUAUAUUCAGUAUAACAAACCAGUAACACUGCUUAUGUACUGUGGUAAUCUUAGUUCCCUGUGAGACUUUUACCACUGAAAUAACAACUGUCUUCCAUUUAUAGAACUUUAUUUUAUUUAUUGCUGCUUUUUGGGUUCAAAUGUAGGAAUGGGUUCUUUUUUUGGGAGAAUCUAGAUUACUAGAGGUAAGGUAACUAAAGUUCUUAAAGUAAUGAAUCAAACUGAAUAAUCUUAUCAAGUUAGUUUUGACCAUUGUUCAGCCCUAAAACAAGUGAAAAAUGUUCAGAGAUUGUUUGAGGAGUUUCCUCAAUGUCUCUACUACAGCUGAAAAGAUCAGUUUAAUUGAUCAACAGAACUAUUUUGAUUCACUGAGUCACUUCACAAGCAAAACUAUCAGACAAAAAAAUGAAUUUCUUUGGAUUUGGAUCCGUUUGUGGUGCCAUUUUCCCCAGGUUUUCAGUCAAACGGGGGAAAAGGGCAGAUUAAUCAUAAUUAGUCAGCCCCAGGUCUGUUUUGUGAUACAAGGUGAAAAGGUUCAUAAAAAAAACAAACACUUGACUCCAAAAAAAUUCUGAUACAGUUUUAACUUUGCUCAGUUUUUCACUUGUUUAAAAAAAUUUCAACAUUAAGGACAAUAAUGGACAAAAAUGGCUUAAAGAUGCAUAAAUUAGGUAACAAUAAUAUUGUUGUAGCAGAAUGUAUAUAUGUUGAUCAGACCGGUCAAAAAAAAAAAGAGUUUAAUGGAAAACGGGAGCUUACAUGACAUCUAUAGCCCUAAUGAAAACCACGUACAGGUUUAAAUAGCACUCGCAUUACUUGACAGUUUGAAGGCUCAUAUGUAUAAAAUGUUUUAAAGCACUUAGUGGCACAUUUUCACGCCUAAUUUUGCCAGUAACGCCAUCAUCUCUUAGACGCUACCCACAGGAAACGCAUGGCUAACACACACUCGCGCUGAGGGCUGCUUAUCUGCGUUCGUAGGGAGUUUAGAGGGGAAAUGUAUGUGAAAUUACAGGAACGAGGUGUGUUACAGGCGCAGAGCAAGCGUGUAGAAUCACAGAUAUUACACAGACACACACUUUUGUAUUGGGGCACUGUUUAAGAUGCAGAGUAGAAAAGUCUCUUUGUAUUUGCCUUUAAAGUAGUUUCCACCAACUCCUUUUCUUUCCUCCUCCCUGGCCGGGCAGUGGUCAGUUUUUAUUUUCUCCAAAGUCCUUGUCUUACAGCAUUCCUCUGUCUGACCCUGUUGAUCCUUGAAAUUGCAUCAUUACUGGCUUCUGGUAUGGGUCUUUUAAACUAGUUUGGGUAGAUAGCAAACAUGUUAAUCUCUGAGCUGCUGCUGUGUUUUUUGUUUUUGUUGUCCUCAUUCUGACACGUAGAGUGCCUACAGUUUGUCAGAAGUUAUAAAGCUCAGAGGUGCUAAGAGUUGACACUUCCACAUCAGAUACAGUAGAUCAGUGCUGAUGUUGCAGUUAAACAUUUAUUUUGGGUACAAAUCCAGAAAUUCUCUAGGCUACUUCUUGUUUUAAACUCCUCAGUGGACAAGUCGUCACAGGCUGUAAUUAUCAGGAAAAAUAGGCAUUUUCCUUGUGACGAUUUAAAAAAAGUUUGGUAAUGUGAAAUGGAAAGCAAACAUGAGUAGGUUUAAUAUGACAAGAAUUUGUCUGUGUUGGGG